UUCAUUUGAAGUGAGAGUGAGAAACUAACUCUAACUAACAGACCCAGCAUUCCUAAUGCUGGUCACGUUUUUAAGUCUUCCUCUCCUGAAUAUGGUAUGAUUCCGCGGCCAAACCCAUGCAUCGAUGACGAUGCACAUGAUUCCCUUGCACCGCCAUCCCCUGUUCCGUGUUUGUCUGGUGACCCUCGCUGGAAACAAGGUGGGGUCGGCAGGUAACCCCGGCACGAGUGCCCGGCCAGAUUGGGCCCCUGUAUUCACUCCACUGUACGAUCGACAGGCAAUGGGUGGGCAACAACGACAACUGCAGCUUCAGUUCAGGUUAUUUACUUUUUUCUUUUUACUCAAGAAGCCCGCAGUCUCAUAAUUUCAGAGACACAAUCAUUACGCUAGCAUCAAGCAUGUCCUUUGAAUAAACAGGGACUUUGCUCUGAAAUUACCUAGCACAACGUGAGGGGUUUGGUGUGAGAAAUGGCGAGUGUUGCGGUCCCCAUCUCGAGGACUCCCCUCCGGGGAUUGGCAGCUUCACUGCCGGCGCGGUUCGGGACCGGGCUCUCCCCCUGUAUGACAAACGGACUGAGAUUCUCAUCCACCUUUGUUGCCGGUGCGAGGCGGGCUCGGCCUACUGCUGAACUUGGGCGGAGGCGGCGAGAGACCGCAUGGACAAGAGGCUUCAAGCAUGAUGUCAAGGUAGGGGGUUCGGGGCGCAAGCCGCCCUCUUUUGCGUUUGCUUUUGAUAUCGACGGCGUUCUGCUUCACGUCGCCAAGCCGAUCCCCGGCGCUACUAGGGUCCUCAAGUUCCUGAACGACUACAACAUCCCCUUCAUCCUGCUCACCAACGGCGGCGGCAAGCACGAGACGGAGCGUGUCAAAGACCUUGAGGCGAGACUCGGCGUGCAACUAUCGACAGACAACUUUGUCCAAUCCCACACGCCCUUCCAGGAGCUGCUCGAAGGACCGAACAGCCUCCGUGACAAGACCGUCCUGGUGACUGGGUCCGACUACGAGAAGUGCCGCUCCAUCUUCAAGGAGUACGGCUUCAAGAACGUCAUCACCCCCGCCGACAUCUACGCCGCCGACCCGACCAUCUUCCCCUUCCAGCCCGCCGCCUCCUUCACCACCCCCUCCCAACCGCUGCCCAAACCCCUCUACUCCCACCCCGGCCCUCCCAACCCAACCCACCUCCCGUCCCACCUCCAAAUCCACGCCAUCUUCGUCCUCAACGACCCGCGCGACUGGGCCCUCGACAUCCAGAUCAUCACCGACCUGCUCCUCUCGCACGCGGGCUACCUCGGCACCUACUCCCCGCUCAACAACACCCCGCACCUCCCCGACCGCGGCUGGCAGCGCGACGGGCAGCCGGCCUUGUACUUCAGCAACGCUGAUUUGUUGUGGAGCGCGGGCUACCACCUGCCGCGGCUGGGGCAGGGCGCGUUCCAGGCUGCUGUGGCGGGGUUGUGGAAGCGGGUGACGGGCGGGGAGGGGCUGAAGAGGGGGUGUAUUGGGAAGCCGUACCGGGAGACGUAUCGGUUUGCGGAGCGGGUGCUGGCGGGGCAUCGGCGGGAGGUGGUUAGGGCGAUGGGGGGUGCUGCUGGGGUUAGUGGGGGUGGUGAGAGUGGUGGUGGUGACAGUGGUGACAGUGGGGUGGGGGCGUUGGAGAGGGUGUAUAUGGUGGGGGAUAACCCGGAGAGUGAUAUCGCGGGGGCGAAUGGGUAUGUUAGUGAGGAGGGGACGGAGUGGGUGUCGGUGUUGGUGAAGACGGGGGUGUGGAGUGAGGAGAGGGGUGGGAAGUUGGAGGGGGUGUUUAAGCCGAAGGAGGUGGUGGGUGAUGUGAUGGGAGCGGUGAAGUGGGCGCUGAAGAGGGAAGGGUGGGAUCAAGAAGGGAAGGGGAAGGAACUGGAUUGAGGUUGGGGUGGGAGUGGUAUUAUACGGGGUUAGUAUCAUAGGAGUAUACUUCGUACAUAGUUGUAGAAAGGAGGAAUAAAGACAAGAGGGACUUUGUAGAGCAAGACUUUUAGGGUUGAGGUAUUGGUGGUUCGAAAGUCAAAGUGUACUCGCUACACUUCUUGUUUAAUAAUGGGGGGUACUAUGACAGUCAUAGAUGUGUAGGAGGAUGAGGGGAUGAAGAUUCCGAGGGAUGAUUCUUUUGACUUACAGGACAGCUAUUCUGAAAGCAAUAUGAGUUAAGAAUUUGAACCUUCAACUAAUCAUCUGAUUGGCUUGGUGGUCUAGUGGUAUGAUUCUCGCUUAGGGAAAACCCUAUAGCUCUGCUUGCGAGAGGUCCCGGGUUCAAUCCCCGGCCAAGCC
This is a messenger RNA of Chaetomium fimeti, 2304 nucleotides long. Its product is annotated as HAD-like domain-containing protein. The coding region runs from base 469 to 1902 and encodes 477 amino acids. The record is from RefSeq and is a predicted model, not a curated record. NCBI's taxonomy places the organism in Eukaryota, Fungi, Ascomycota, Sordariomycetes, Sordariales, Chaetomiaceae. Gene Ontology annotation, cellular component: mitochondrion. The transcript has 4 exons. Gene Ontology annotation, biological process: glycerophospholipid biosynthetic process.